UUCACACUCUUCAUAUAUCUUUUGCAAUAACUGAUCUUCUCUCAACUAUUGCUGGUCUUUGAAAUCUUUUUCCAUUCUUUUUCUCUUUAAGUUGCAGUCUAACCCCUUUUGUUAUCCAUAUAUCUUCCUUGUUCCUUCCACAAAGCCCUAAAUACACAACAUGAUUGUGAAAGUAGUCUUGAAAGUGGAUGUACAAGAUGGAAAAGCCAAGCAGAAGGCUAUGAAAUUAGUUUCCACCCUCCCAGGGAUAAAUUCCAUAAUGAUGGAUAUGAAUGAGAGGAAGAUGACAGUAAUCGGAGAAGUAGACCCAGUUGAAGUAAUUGAAAAGCUUAGAAAAUCCUGGUUUGCUGAGAUUCUCACAGUUGGACCUCCAGAAGAAAUUAAAAAAGAACCACCACCAUCACCAACGAAAGAAUGUAUUCCCUAUCCAUAUUACUAUCCAUAUUACUAUCCAAAUUAUAUCAUACUCGAAGAAAACCCAAAUCCUUGUGUUAUGUGUUAAUCAUAUUGUUAAUUUCCUAUAUAAAUAUACUUAUGAUCAUUGAUCAGUCUGUUUCACCAAACCCAUUUUGAUAACCAUUUUAUUUCUAAAUUUUCGUUUUCAAAAAAAUCUUUUUAGUUACGAUUUGUCGAAGAAAAAUACAUAUCUCACCUUCACCUUUUCAUAUUAUUUAUCGGAUAUCGAUGUAAUUUUUUUGUUUAUUUGUGUUAGUGUGUUUUACAUUGUGUACUUUAAAGGAUCUCUUUUUUUAUUGAUAUAAUAUAAUGAAUGAAUUGUCAA
Molecule: messenger RNA, 781 nt
Organism: Cucumis sativus (cucumber)
Lineage: Eukaryota; Viridiplantae; Streptophyta; Magnoliopsida; Cucurbitales; Cucurbitaceae
Product: heavy metal-associated isoprenylated plant protein 39
Exons: 3
Coding region: 161-502 (113 amino acids)
Molecular function (GO): metal ion binding
Source: RefSeq, a predicted model, not a curated record